AUGCAUUUCACCAGUCUUUUGGCCCUCGCCCUGUCGCUGGGCACGUCUCAGGCCGCCCUCCAGGGGUUCAACUACGGUAGCACCAACGGCGAUGGCAGCAGCCGCACCCAGUCACAGUUCCAGGAGCUAUUCAAGACCGCCAAGGGCCUCGUCGGCACCGAGGGUUUCAACAGCGCCCGUCUGUACACCAUGAUCCAGGGUGGCACCACCAACGACCCCAUCUCGGCCAUCCCCGCCGCCAUUGCGUCUGACACCACCCUGCUCCUGGGUCUCUGGACUUCCGGUGGCAACACGGACAACGAGCUGGCUGCACUGAAGUCUGCCAUCAGCCAGUACGGCGACCAGUUCGCCAAGCUGGUGGUUGGUAUCUCGGUCGGCAGUGAGGAUCUCUACCGCAACUCGCCCACUGGAGAGAAGUCCAACGCUGGCCCCGGUGUCCAGCCCGACGAGCUGGUCGACUACAUCAACCAGGUCCGCUCCCUGAUCAAGGGUACCGGCCUCAGCGGCGCCCCCAUCGGCCACGUCGACACCUGGACCUCCUGGGUCAACAGCUCCAACUCGGCCGUGAACGACGCAGUUGACUGGCUCGGCUUCGACGGCUACCCAUACUUCCAGAACACCAUGGCCAACUCGAUCGACGACGGCCUGUCCCUGUUCAACGACGCCGUCGCCAAGACCAAGUCCGCUGCUGGUGGUAAGGAUGUCUGGAUCACGGAGACUGGCUGGCCCGUCAGCGGCUCGACCGAGAACCAGGGUGUCGCCUCCAUUGCCAACGCCAAGCAGUACUGGGACCAGGUCGGCUGCCCCCUGUUCGGCAAGGUCAACACCUACUGGUACACCCUGCAGGACGCCGACGCCUCUGCCACUCCCAACCCCAGCUUCGGCAUCGUCGGCACCACCCUGAGCACCAAGCCUCUGUUCGACCUGACCUGCCCCAAGCACUCCGCCUCCUCGUCCGCCGGCUCUUCCACCGGCUCUUCCUCGGGCUCAUCUAGCACCUCGGCAUCGUCGUCGUCUGGCAACGGCUCUUCCUCCGGCUCGACCACUUCCACCGGCAGCAGCUCCGGCUCCUCCUCCAGCGCCAGCGGUGGCAAGAGCUCCAGCGGUGGCAAGGGCUCCAGCUCUGCUGGUGCCACAUCUACCAAGGCCUCUGGUUCCGGCUCCGCCUCCGGCUCUCCCUCGCCUACCUCGACCCCCAACGCUGCCACCCGCGCCUCGGGCUCGGCCUUUGGCAUGAUCAUUGCGGGCAUCGCUCUCGCCAUGCUGGCUUAA
Molecule: messenger RNA, 1272 nt
Organism: Penicillium riverlandense
Lineage: Eukaryota; Fungi; Ascomycota; Eurotiomycetes; Eurotiales; Aspergillaceae
Gene: bgt2
Product: GPI-anchored beta-1,3-endoglucanase EglC
Exons: 1
Coding region: 1-1272 (423 amino acids)
Biological process (GO): carbohydrate metabolic process; cell wall organization
Cellular component (GO): cell surface; extracellular region; fungal-type cell wall
Molecular function (GO): 1,3-beta-glucanosyltransferase activity; glucan endo-1,3-beta-D-glucosidase activity
Source: RefSeq, a predicted model, not a curated record